Molecule: messenger RNA, 756 nt
Organism: Pseudocercospora fijiensis CIRAD86
Lineage: Eukaryota; Fungi; Ascomycota; Dothideomycetes; Mycosphaerellales; Mycosphaerellaceae
Exons: 3
Coding region: 1-756 (251 amino acids)
Source: RefSeq, a predicted model, not a curated record
AUGUCUCACUUCUCUAUGUCUUCCAUACCUCUCAUGGCGGCACACGAGUUCGGCAAUCUCUCGUCAGCAUCCUCCCUCAGCCCUCCACCACAGGUCUUUGUCCUUGAACGCCACGAGUAUGGCGAGAUGUACGGCGAAGAUGGAACUCAGCAGACCAUCGCCAUCUACUCCAGCCUGGGAGCUGCCAUUGAAGCCGCUCGUAACCUCGCGGAAGAUGAAGCCAGCCAAUACGACUCCGACUUCAAUGUGGAAGAGGACGUUGGUCGACCAGGCCACUACCACCUAUCUUAUGCAUUCGAUUUUGACGACUAUUAUUCAAUCUCAUUCAACGUCUUUCCAAAGGCUCUUCAUGGCUCCUUGGAUAUGCACCACAACGCUAUGGCCUACCAUCAUCAUACUCAAGCCCAACCUCCGGCAUCCACCUACGGGCCUAUGAUCACCAUACCGCAGGGCAGACGCCUUCUGCGAGGUGCAAAGUUCAUGUUCACGGGCACACUGCAUUCAAUGGCUCGCGACUCUGCCAUAGCUGCAGUAGACGUGUACGGAGGGCAGAUGGCAGCGGACAACUCAAGUGUCGAUUAUGCAGUGGUUGGGAGCAAUCCACAUCCAGACCUAGGACUCGAGGUCGUCGACGAAAGGACGUUCCAUAAGAUUCUCGUCGAUGGAGUGCCGCCAAAUAAGAUCCUCCGUCACGAGCGACUGCGAGAGAUCAACAGCGGAGCCAGCAGUCCGCUCGGCCUUCCUCCACGCAUGUGA